This is a messenger RNA of Malaclemys terrapin pileata, 6601 nucleotides long. It is a transcript of the gene PLCB2, whose product is annotated as phospholipase C beta 2. Bases 296 to 3985 code for a protein of 1229 amino acids. The record is from RefSeq and is a predicted model, not a curated record. Lineage: Eukaryota; Metazoa; Chordata; Testudines; Emydidae. The transcript has 33 exons. Gene Ontology annotation, biological process: phosphatidylinositol-mediated signaling; lipid catabolic process. Gene Ontology annotation, molecular function: phosphatidylinositol-4,5-bisphosphate phospholipase C activity; calcium ion binding.
CUCAGCCCAUCCCAGGCUUUCCUCUUGCGUAAGCUUCAUCUUCUCCUCCCUGUGCUGGGACGCACCUGCUUGUUUGGAGAACCGCUGAUUUACAAUGCAGAUGAGCGGCUCUUUGCUUGUCUGUGCUGGUCGUCCCUAAGUUUCCCUGGCAUAUAAGAGGUUGUUUGGUGCCUGAUGCCAAGGGCAGCGGUGGCAGAGAACACGAUGUGAGAGGCAGAGAUCAAGAAGAGGGGGGCCAAGAAAGAGCGAGCCCCGCAGCUGCCCUGUUGGCUGAGGGGCAGAUCUGUGGGACAGAAUGUCGAUGCUCACACCCAUCCUGAAGCCCCUCGAGGUGAAGGAGUAUCUAUCCAAGGGCGAGCGCUUCAUCAAGUGGGACGAUGACACAACGAAUGCUUCGCCUGUGAUUCUCCGGGUAGAUCCAAAGGGUUUUUACUUAUAUUGGACAUAUCAGAAUAAGGAAAUGGAAUUUUUGGAUAUAACCAGCAUCCGAGACACCCGAGUAGGAAAAUUUGCCAAAAUCCCCAAGAGCCAGAAGCUCCGAGAGGUUUUUAACUUGGAUUUCCCAGACAACAACUUCCUGCUCAAAACUCUGACUGUUGUGACCGGCACCGAUAUGGUGGAUCUCACAUUCCACAAUUUUGUCUCCUACAAAGAGAGAGUUGGCAAGAGCUGGGCUGAGGAUAUCAUGGCCAUCGUUAGAAACCCACUGACAUUCAAUGCAUCUCGCUACACUUUCCUGGAGAAAAUCCUGGUGAAGCUGAAGAUGCAACUCAGCGCUGAAGGAAAAAUUCCUGUCAGGAAUAUUUUUCAGCUGUUUCCUGCAGACAGGAAGAGGGUAGAAGCUGCAUUACAUGCUUGUCACCUUCCAAAGGGCAAGAAUGAUGCGAUCAAUCCAGAGGACUUCCCUGAGAAAGUGUAUAAAACCUUCCUGAUGAACCUGUGUCCCCGUCCGGAGAUCGAUGAGAUAUUCACCUCUCACCAUUCGAAAGCCAAGCCCUACAUGACCAAAGAGCACUUGGCAAAGUUUAUCAACAAGAAACAGCGAGAUUCCCGCCUCAAUGACAUCCUUUUCCCUCCUGCCAAACCAGAGCAGGUGCAGGGCCUGAUAGAGAAGUACGAACCCAGUGGGAUUAACAUCCAGAGAGGGCAGUUGUCUCCAGAGGGGAUGGUUUGGUUCCUCUGUGGCCCUGAAAACAAUAUUGUAUCACUGGACAAAGUGGUGCUGUACCAGGACAUGACCCAGCCACUCUCACAUUACUUCAUCAACUCAUCACACAACACCUACUUGACAGCUGGCCAGUUUUCUGGCAUCUCAUCUCCUGAAAUGUAUCGCCAGAGCCUGCUGUCUGGCUGCCGUUGUGUGGAGCUGGACUGCUGGAAGGGUCGUCCCCCAGAUGAGGAGCCCAUCAUCACCCAUGGAUUCACCAUGACAACUGAGAUUCUCUUCAAGGAUGUCAUUGAGGCCAUUGCAGAAAGUGCUUUCAAAACCUCUCUCUACCCAGUUAUCCUGUCCUUUGAGAACCAUGUUGACUCGCCCAAGCAGCAGGCUAAGAUGGCUGAGUACUGCAGGACCAUAUUCGGGGACAUGCUGCUGACAGAGCCACUAGAAAAAUAUCCACUGAAGCCAGGCGUUCCCUUGCCAAGCCCUCAGGAUCUCUUAGGGAAAAUACUGAUUAAGAACAAAAAGAACCAAUCUGCAUUUGAAGAUAGGCGGGACUCUCUGAAGAAAGAGAGGAAUGAAGCUACUGACCAGCCUGUCACAGUGGAUGUCUGGGCAGGUGAUGUGACCGAAGAGGACCCAGAGGAAGAGGAGGAGGAAUCUGGAAACUUGGAUGAAGAACAGAUUAAAAAGAUGCAGUCAGAUGAGGGCACUGCUGGCUUGGAAGUGACAGCUUACGAGGAAAUGUCCAGCCUGGUUAAUUACAUCCAGCCUAUCAAAUUUGACUCCUUUGAUACCUCAACAGAGCAGAACCGAAGUUAUGUCAUCUCCUCCUUCACCGAAAUAAAGGCUUAUGAUCUACUGACCAAAUCCGCUGUGCAGUUUGUAGAAUAUAACAAGCGACAGAUGAGCCGGAUUUACCCCAAGGGCACCCGGAUGGACUCAUCCAACUACAUGCCUCAGAUGUUCUGGAACGUCGGCUGUCAAAUGGUGGCCUUAAACUUCCAGACAAUGGAUGUCCCCAUGCAACAGAAUAUGGCCCUCUUUGAGUUCAACGGCCAGAGCGGCUACCUUCUCAAACACGAAUUCAUGCGGCGUCCAGACAAGCAGUUUGACCCUUACUCUGUGGACCGCAUUGACGUGGUGGUAGCAAGCAUCCUGUCAAUAACGAUCCUUUCUGGCCAGUUCCUCUCAGAGCGCAGCGUGAAGACAUAUGUAGAAGUGGAACUGUUUGGUUUGCCAGGGGACCCAAAACGUAAAUACAGAACCAAGCUGACAUCAAGUGCCAAUUCCCUCAACCCUGUAUGGAAGGAGGAGGCUUUUGUUUUUGAAAAGAUUCUGAUGCCAGAGUUGGCUUCUCUCAGAAUUGUGGCUUUGGAGGAAGGAGGAAAGUUCAUUGGUCAACGCAUCAUUCCCAUUAUUGCUGUGCAUUCAGGCUAUCACCACGUUUGCCUUCGCAGUGAGAGUAACAUGCCACUCACUAUGCCCUCCCUCUUUGUGUACCUGGAGAUGAAGGACUAUGUCCCUGACACUUGGGCAGAUCUGACCGUUGCUCUCUCCAACCCCAUUAAGUUCUUUAAUACCCAGGACAAGAGUUCAGUGAAGCUGAAACAGGGUUCUGCAGAGGGGCCUGACAUGCAGAAGAAGCUUACAGCAGCUCAAACCAACGGGUUACCAAAUUCCACCAGGACUUUUAGUUUGCAUUCUUCAAAUGGACCUGCAGGAGCUAUGGCCCUGGGGAAGGAAGAAACUAAAAAAGAAGUUGCAAAAGAAGUUGCAGAGCUCCAAACAGCCAGCCUUGAGGAACUGCAGAAGAUGAAGCUUUUUAUGAAGCUGCUGAAGAAACAGGAGAAGGAGCUGAAGGAGCUGGAGCGAAAGGGAAGCAAGCGCAGGGAAGAGCUGCUGCAGAGAUAUUCAGCCCUGUUCUCUGAGUUGGUCACCCAGUGUGGCAGGAAGAAGAUCGCAUGCCCUCGGAAAACCCAGAAAAAGAAAAGGAGUUUGACUGUAGAGGAGGUCAGUGCAGGAGGGAAUCCAGCAGAGAUGGCAGAGAAUGCUGACAGCCGAGUCUUGGAGCUGAAGGAGAAGCUGGAAAUGGACCUAAUGCAAGUGUGGGAAGAGCAGUAUGAUGGGAUUCGGAAAAAGAAAGAGCAGCAUGCCACAGAGCAAAUUGCCAGACUAAUAGAAGUAGCAAGGGAGAAGCAGGCAGCUGAGCUGAAGGCACUGAAGGAAUCGUCAGAAAGUGAUACUAAAGAGAUAAAGAAGAAGCUGGAGGCAAAGAGACUGGACCGAAUCCAAGUCAUGACCAAGAGUACCAUUGACAAGACUGCUCAGGAGAGAUUAAAGAGAGAAAUUAAUAAUUCACACAUUCAGGAAGUGGUGCAGAUGAUCAAACUGAUGACAGAAAAGAUGAUCAAGUACCAAGAGAAACUGGAAGAGAAGCAGGCAGAUUGUUUAGAAAAGAUCAAGGAGAAAGAAAGCCAGCUCCAGAAGGAGGCCUUGGCAGAAUAUGAGGAGAAAGUGAAAACCCUUAGCAUGGAGGUACAAGAUUUGGCAAGCAACUGUGUGAAAGUCUGCUUCCCUCUGGAGGCUAAUAUCAAGAAGGAAGAAGCCCUGAACACAAGCAGUGAAGGAAAACAAGGCUCUAAGGACCAACCAGAAGGAAAGAUACCUGUAGCUGAGAUAUCAGGGCUUGAGACAUCCAUGGCUGAGACCUCCAUAGCUCAGACCCAAAAAGAGGCGCUUCCACAGACUAGAAGCGAGUUGGAAUGUCACUUUAAGGAACCUCAUGCCAUCAGUGCACCAUUUUCCCUCUCUCAAACAGAAUAGUGCUCGCUCCAUGGAUUUCUCCUAUCGGCAGAGGAAAGAAGAAUCUCAAAGAGCAUUAUGCUGGUGUUCACAUACCAUUUUAGAUAAAUUGCAGUGGAAAAAAACCCCUAGGAAAUGGAAGGAGAGUACUCUACGAUCAGUUUUCUAGAUUUUUUUUAAAUGUCUUCUUUUUCCUAGUGACUAUUUUUAACUUCUGCUGUAUCUUUUGGAAGCUGGUGGUUCUACAGAUAGGUUUUAUGGGACCCAUUUAGACUUGGGUUGACCCCUCAUAGAAUGUAUAGAUAGAAAAUCUGUAAGGGCUCUCUAAUACUCACCUGUAGAAAUAAUGCAGAGAAAUGAGCCAUUUCUCCCAUUUGUUACUACAAAAUAACCUAGAGAACUCCUGUCCAAUUCUCUGUGGACAUUCCAUAAAGUUUUCUACAGAGCCGCAUCAAGAUUCUCUAAUGAAGCUAUGAUAACUCCAUAUUUGGGGCCCUUUUGGAAGCAUACGGUCACAAUUUUGAAAACUUUUAAUUUAUUUUAAGGGUAAAUAAACAGAGUUUCCUUAAAUGUUCCUCAUAAUGUAAGGACACCUGUUCCAUUGGCUGGCCUACCAAAAAGUACAGCAAUUUGUUUCAAAACCUGCCUCAAAAUGUGCACGAGCUAAAACCUCCUAUUCACUAUGCUUCUGUACCAAUGUAUUAGAACAAAAGCUCGGCGAACUCUCCUGCAGGCGGUGCAGUCUGAAGAAGUACAGUGUGGGAGGAAUCAGGGAAGAGAAACUUUAUCUCAGCUUGUGAGGGGCUCAAGGAGGUUUUUUAUGCUGUUUGCCCUUUGCCACUCGUGCUGCCAUGCACUGUAUGUAACAGUGAAGUCUGUAGCGUCUUCCCUACAGUAGCUACAGAUUUCUGACUUCCUUAGUAGUUAUUUCUAGCUGUAAUUGCAGUCUGAAGGGCAUAAUACACAUGUUUAAUUACACAGCUUAAUUUUGAAGUAUGUUAGUCCUGACCUUAAGACUUCCUGCAUUUUUUGACUACAAAUGGGAGUAUGUGACCCUUAGAUUGUCUGAGACCUGGUGUCCAUUUGCUGCUGCUGCUCUCGGGUAAUACCAGAGGUGAAAGUAAGCCGGUAUGGUCCAGUACGGCAUACCGGCAAGAGCCGGUACACCGUGCCGGACCAGACUGGCUUCUCCUGCGGGGAGCCUCAGGCCCUUUAAACCGCUGCCCGAGGCCCGCUGCUGGAGCUCCGGUGGCGCUUUAAAGGGCCUCUGGCCUUUUAAAUCACCACCGGAGCCCUGCCGCCACUACCCCACAGUGGCAGGAGCACCAGGCCCUUUAAAUCCCCACCCGAGCCCUGCCACCCUGGGGUAGCAGCGGCAGGGCUCCCGCAGUGAUUUAAAGGGCCCGGAGCUCCACGGCGGCCACAGCCCCAGGCCCUUUAAUUCGCCCCUGAGCCCUGGGGCUCCCAGCCGCCUCUGCAGCUGGUUGCUCCGGGGUGAUUUAAAGGUCCUGGGGUUCACAGCCGGAGCCCCAGGGCCUUUAAAUCUUGAAAGGCCCCGCCUCUUCCUAUUGAGGCCACGCCCCCACUCAGGACUCCGGCGUACUGGUAAGUCCUUUAAGUUACUUUCACCCCUAGGUAAUACAAAGCUUUCUAGCGUAACGUGAACAAAACCAAACAUCAUGGGCCAUAUUCACAAUUACUCAUUUCUGCAUGUGGGGCAGGAGGAGAGUGGGGGGUGUGUGUGUGUGGAAGGUGACCUUUGCAUGCCUUGUAUUGUACGACUGUUCAAUGCCCUGCCUGGCCCCCAGUGUAAAUUCGAGCAACCUCCUCAGCCUCUGGAUGCUGGAAAGUAGAGAAUAGCAUUCAGUGCACUCUGGUCAUGCCCCCUACACUAGGGACUGGGACAGGGCUAGCAAAUAACCCUAAUGCCAGUUCUACAAUGGCUGUUUCCAGGAUUUCUGCACGCUUGCCCCCAAUUCUUUUCCUGGUCCGUACAGCAAUGAAUUGGGAUUUAUGAACGCUGCUGACUUGAUACACUUUAUCUUGUGAAAGCAGUGCAGUUAAUGCUAUUGGAAGCAAUAAUCUUUACAUUAUUACAUGAUAACGUGUUAACGCCACUGCAUUUAUCUCUUGAUAAGUCAUUCAGCCCUGUGAGUCAUUCAUUUGGAAACAGCGAGACUUAAUGAAAGGAAGUGGGACAAGCAUACACUUUCACAUACUGUUUCUGUAGGACUGCUACUUUUCCCCAUGUUCUGUUUUUUUUAUGACACCAAGUGCCGUCCCACAACAAAAUUUCUACACUGUUGUAGAAAUGUUCUCUCCGGGUCUGUAUCUUGUUUGGAGAGGCAGGGAGCGACAGGCUUAGUUUUAGUGGUUCUACAAAAAAUGGUGGUUAUUAUACUGGAUACUACCGUGAUGAAUGCAUUACAAAAUGUAGAUAGACAUGAAAUUAGCUCAGGUUUGAUACUACAGAGAAGUUCUAUAUCUGGUUUAGGGGCUGGGUAAAGGAGAUAAUGUACCUCCUCUGUAGCAUUGCAUUUGCAUGAGAUAUGCAUUGAUUUUAUUAAAUAACAGGCGUGAGAUUGUGUAUAGUAAAUUUGUGACAUAUUUAUUUUCUGGAAAUAAAACAUUUCUAUA